AUAGUAAUAAUUUUUUGUUUUUCAUUCCUAUUAACCUAACUAAUGAUCAUUUCAAUUUGGUUAUUUAUUUAAAUCAAAAUUAUGGAUGAUAAAAUUAUUAAAGUAUAUUGUCUUAUAAUUGGAUCCCAUUCGGUGGGCAAAACAACAUUGAUCAAUAAAUUAAAUCAAUCAUUGGCUGUUAACAACUAUGAAGAAGAAUACCGUCUAACUACACGUAUUAAUAUCAUAAGAAAAUCGUAUGGAUUACGUACAAAUGAAGCUAAUAAUAAUAGCAAAAACAAACGAAUCGAAAUUAUUUAUAUUGAAUUUCCAGGUAAACAAAUUUAUCAGAAUUUUCUUGCAGAAUUUUAUCGAAAAUCUGAAACAACAUCAGUUAAUGAUCGAAUAAUAAUUAUUGUAAUUGGUUUGUUUGAUGUAUCCAAUCGAUCAUCAUUGACUAUUCUUGAACAAUUAUUUAAUUCCGUAUCAAAUAAAAAUAAUAAUAAUCAUAAUAAUAAACAACUUGGAGUACAUCGAAUUAUGGUUGCAAAUAAAAUAGAUUUGAUCGAUAAACGAAUUAUAUCCAACAAUGAGGGUCAAUCUAAAUGUAAAAUGUUAAAAUGUCGUUAUAUUGAAUGUACUAUACGUAAUGAUACAACGAUGCAAGAAUUGGAACAAAUCAUUAUCGAUAUUGUGAAAAAUGCUUAAAAUUUAUAAUCUGUUUACAUGGAAAAAUAAAGAUAUGAUUUGGAUGA
This is a messenger RNA of Dermatophagoides farinae (American house dust mite), 734 nucleotides long. The record is from RefSeq and is a predicted model, not a curated record. Lineage: Eukaryota; Metazoa; Arthropoda; Arachnida; Sarcoptiformes; Pyroglyphidae.